AUGGACGCUCAGUCAGGCCUGACCAUGCACAACUACAAGCAGGACGGUCUUUUCGCAGCCAUCGUUGUCGGCUUCGUGGCCUCGUCCCUUUCGACCGGCUUCCGAUUUUGGGCGAGGCGAAGAACGGUCAGGGUCUGGCGGCGCGAUGACUGGCUUAUGCUCGCUGGACUGCUCUGGAGCUGGGGCGUCAUUGCAGCCAUACUACAUGGACUGACUGUCGGAUUGGGUGAGGAGGCCCCUACGACAGACCACGACAAACUAUGGCUCCCGAGAACCAACGCGGCCAUGUUGAUGUUUCAAAACUGGGGGGCCUUUUGCGUCAAGGCAUCAAUCCUCUUCUUCAACAUGAGCAUUUUCAAGGGGAAGAUCUCAACCAAGCUCGCAUGGGCAGUUUUUGCCGUAACCCUGAUCAAUUCGUUUACCGGAUUCUUCAUUGCAUUUCUCCAGGAGAUCGCCGCCUGCCCUCGAGCCGACAAGCAGUGUUUUGGCGAGUCGAAGUUUGUUGUCCCACUGACCACCGGUAUCAUCUCGACCAUGUGCGACGUUGUCAUCUAUGUCAUGCCCAUCCCGAUUUUGGCCAAACUUGGUGUGGACAGAAGGACGAAGCUUGGCCUCUGCUGUGUCUUUCUCCUCGGUCUUCUUUGCAUCGCUACUAGCUUUGCGCGAUGGGCGGCCAUGUUACAGAGCCACCCCAAAGAUGAUGUUACAAUGCCCAGCAGUAUUGGCAUUAGUCUAUGGACAUUUGUUGAAUUGUCAGCGGGCAUCACAUGCGGCAACCUCCCUGUCCUGGCACCCAUGUUUGGCUGCGUCGGCCCACGGCGCGGAAGAGGAACCGCCCUGUUCGUCGCUGCGGAAGAUGGAAACGCCCUCACCUUUGCACCUCUCUUUCACUGGAAGCGACAUCGAGCUGAAUGUUCUGUCAGCUCCCGCGGCAAGCGGUGCGAGCACAACGCCAGCGGAUCCGCCACAGCCUCUCACUAG
Molecule: messenger RNA, 981 nt
Organism: Neurospora crassa OR74A
Lineage: Eukaryota; Fungi; Ascomycota; Sordariomycetes; Sordariales; Sordariaceae
Exons: 3
Coding region: 1-981 (326 amino acids)
Source: RefSeq, a predicted model, not a curated record